AUGCAGAGACAAGAGUCACCAUUAAAUCGCGUUUCCGCGAGCCAGCAGAAGAUGCAACCAUCCUCAAGCCGCAUCUUGUACGACAUUCCCUGCAAGGUAUGCCGUGAUCACUCGUCCGGAAAACACUAUGGCAUAUUCGCCUGCGAUGGAUGUGCUGGAUUUUUUAAAAGAUCAAUUCGACGAAAUCGGCAGUACGUUUGCAAAGCAAAGUCUGAAGGUGGCUGUAUGGUCGACAAAACACACCGUAAUCAGUGUCGUGCUUGUCGCUUGACCAAAUGUAUUCAAGCUGGAAUGAACAAAGAUGCUGUUCAGCAUGAAAGGGGGCCACGCAACUCGACGUUACGUAGACAAAUGGCCUUGUACUUGAAAGAACCAGAAAUGAUGUCAAAUCUGGUACGACCAACCAAUGUUUCCGUCGCUGCGGCAGCCGCAGCUUUGGAUCUUGCUCUCCCAAAAUCUACAAUGGAAUCCCGAGUAUCUGCUGCUAAUAAUAUCCCUCCACCCCAUCACCAUCCGCAUUCACAUCCAAUGUAUGCGCAUGGCAACGUCAACAUGAACAUGUGCAAGAUGCCUAUUACUCCUACUGGUAUACCAUUUACCCCCGCCAUCACUCCCGAAUCUGUAUGUGAACAAGCGGCGCAAUUACUUUUCUUGAAUGUUCGUUGGGCAAGGGAUUUAGCCUCAGGAACGAGUUUGUCAAUGGAAGACCAACUGACGCUUUUAGAAGCUUCCUGGAGAGAACUUUUCUUACUUGCAGCAGCGCAAAUAUUACCCAACUUGGACCCAACUCCACUUUUACCUCCAGGACCACAAAGUCUAGCACUGGCUAUUCAAGUCAGCAGAUUCCGUGACACUCUGUUAAGCUUUCAUGCCAUGAAUCUAGAUGCACAUGAGUUUGCAUGCAUCAGAGCAAUAGUUCUUCUUAAAGCUGGCCUUGAAUGUGAGUCAGUACCUAGUAGUCGAAGCAGUAAUGGAUCAUCAUCGCCUAAUACCGGAACCUCAACGGGCAAACUCAGAGAUCCUGCGACUGUUGCAAGACUACGUGAUAGUUUCCAUCUGGCUCUCGGUCAACGUUUAAGUACUGCUGCGUAUGGUACCCUCAGAUUUGGAAAAUUGCUCCUAUUACUACCCACCCUCCAAUCCGUAUCGGCAGGCACAAUAGAAGAACUCUUCUUCAGACGGACAAUUGGCGUAAUCCCUAUAGAAAAAAUUAUUGGUGACAUGUACAAGAGCGCUUGA
This is a messenger RNA of Belonocnema kinseyi, 1239 nucleotides long. RefSeq names its product nuclear receptor subfamily 2 group E member 1 (gene tll). Gene Ontology annotation, biological process: anatomical structure development; cell differentiation; positive regulation of transcription by RNA polymerase II. Lineage: Eukaryota; Metazoa; Arthropoda; Insecta; Hymenoptera; Cynipidae. The record is from RefSeq and is a predicted model, not a curated record. The transcript has 4 exons. Gene Ontology annotation, molecular function: nuclear receptor activity; RNA polymerase II cis-regulatory region sequence-specific DNA binding; zinc ion binding. Bases 1 to 1239 code for a protein of 412 amino acids.